This is a messenger RNA of Candidula unifasciata, 1896 nucleotides long. The record is from the annotation of a GenBank genome assembly. Lineage: Eukaryota; Metazoa; Mollusca; Gastropoda; Stylommatophora; Geomitridae.
AUGUUAUUACCGUCACACUCAUGUGUGUGGGCACGCUGUUGUCUCACACUGAGAGUCAUCAGGAAUAAAAACUGUGUUUCCCAGCUGGCUUAUCCAAAACAUUCUCACAGAUUGAAAAGUACACUCGGCAAGACUCAUCUUAUCAUUAGGAGACCCAUACUAUCAUUAUUUAGUUCUGUUAUUGAAACUAAAUGUAGUUUACAAAGUGUUCAACAAUUUUCAUCAUCUGCUGGUCACACAAAGUUCACCUAUAGCAGACUAACAAAACUUGCCUUGGCUUUGAGUGUUGCAUCGGUUGCAACAGGAUUGUAUUUCUUUAUAUGUGAUGCCCAGACAGUUAGGCAACAUAAAGUGUUUUUGGGAGGUGCUGGUAGAUUUAUAAGAUCAUUAUUGAUUGGUGUAUCAAUAUUAGUGGACUACAAAUGGACAUUGUAUGAUCUGGAUGAGGAGUCACAGGAGUAUGCAGAUUUGAUUAAGACAUGUCAUCAAAGGGCAGCCGACAGAAUCCUAGUAGGUUGUUUAAAGAAUGGAGGCAUCUACAUCAAGCUUGGGCAAGGUUUGGUGUCAAUGAACCAUAUUCUCCCUGUAGAAUACACGAGGACUUUAGUUGUUCUUCAGGACAAAGCCCUGUCUCGCAAACCACAUGAGGUAGAGCAGUUAUUCUUAGAGGAUUUUGGAAAGAAGCCAUUAGAGAUGUUUGCUUCUUUCGAUGAGAAGGCUAUUGCUGCGGCUAGUCUUGCUCAAGUUCACUUGGCCACAACUCAUGAGGGACACAAGGUUGCAGUCAAGGUCCAGUAUAUAGACUUGAGAGAUAGAUUCUCUGGAGACAUUAGGACCUGUGAGAUUUUACUUCAAUUGGUUGGCUGGGUGCAUCCUAAAUUUCAGUUUGCUUGGGUGUUGCAGGAUCUUAAGAAAACAUUGAAACAAGAACUGGACUUUGAGAAUGAAGGAAGGAAUGGUGAACGAUGUAGUAAAGAUUUGGGCCAUCUGAAGUUUGUGUAUGUACCAAAGGUCUACUGGGACAUGACAAGCAAGCGAGUUCUUACAGCUGAAUACAUAGACGGUGUGAAGAUUAACAACUUAGAGGGAAUCAAAAACUACGGACUGAGUAUCAAAGAUGUGGAUCAAAAACUGGUGAAGUCUUUCUCAGAUCAGAUCUUUUUAUCUGGUUUUGUACAUGCGGAUCCCCAUCCAGGCAAUGUGUUUGUCCGUAAAGGCCGUGACGGUAAAGCCCAGUUAGUUCUGCUAGACCACGGCCUCUAUGACAACCUGCAAGGAGAGCAUCGCAGAGCCCUCUGUCAGCUCUACAAAGCCAUCAUCAUGAAAGAUGAGGCGGCCAUGAUUGAAAAUUCCAAUAAACUGGGAGUGAAAGAUUCUCUUAUACUUGCCAUCAUGAUCAUGCAGAGACCUGUAAGAAUGAAGACACAGCAGUUGUUUGACAUUAAACCACCCUCUCGCGAGGAAUGGAUGGUGAUGACUAAAGAAGAAAAAGCAGUGUGGAGGGAAAUGUUUCAGGAAAUUCAUGACAGAGUACUAAAUGUCAUGAGAGACAUGCCUUCACCUCUGUUCUGGAUAUUUCGAAAUCUGAACAUCAUUAGAGCCAUCAUCCGUGACCAUGGUAACACAGUGGAUAGAUAUGGCAUCAUGGCGAGAAGUGCGGUCAAAGGUUGCCAUCAAGAUGACCCGGCCAACAGUGGUGUGCUAAAUGUGCUGAAGUCCUGGUGGUCUCGGUGUGCCUUUGACUAUCAUAUCUGGAGAGACAAUUUCACACACAAGCUGUUCAUGUUUGCCGCUGUCACUUACCUUCAGUUGCUUCAAAUGGUUGGCAGGGCUCCAGCGAUGGAGGAAAUACAAUCUUUUGCCAGAGUAGAAGAGAAGAGAUUUGAUGCACUGUAA